UCACACACAGGUGGUUUUGGGCGGGGUUGCAGAUUGAAGAAAAGAGGAGGACGGUGAAGUUCUGUGUGAGUUUAUGUUCAGCUGCUGUGAAGAUGCUGUUUCUGCUGCUGCUGCUGCUGCCGGGGGGCGCUCAGACUCAGCGCGUGGUGGGAAAGAAGGAAGGCGGCUCAUGCCAGUGUGAGGUGAACUCCACCUGGUGGAUGUUUCCUGCCGGGAAGUACGAGGCGGUGGAGCAGCAGGUCCAGACCUGCGAGGCCAAUGUGAUGAACCUGCUGGCACAGGUGAUGGUCUCCAGCGAGAGUCUUCCUGACAUCCAGGCCCAGUUGAACAACGCGACGGCCCGCCUACAGCCGUUCCAGUACCUGAGCCAGCGGGGCCUGUACACAGCGCUGUCCCUGCGCCAGCUGGGCCAGGAGCUCAGCCAACUGGAGGCUGACAUUGGAGUCAUCCACAGGGAGCAGAACUCCCCCCAGACCCAAAAACUCUCUAAAGAGGUGGAAAAACUGCAAAAAGAUGUGAGUCGGAUUCAGUCGACAGAAAUUGUUAACAUGAAGUCUGUCAAGGAGAAGGUGCGUAACCUGAAGAACAAUGUCCAGUCCUGCAGAACAAUCCCCAAAGACUUCACAGGUCAGAGCAGGAACUGCAAGAAGGGCCUGAUGAAGGGCAUCAGUGAGCCAGUCACCACAAAGAUCAGCCCCUUUGGAAAGAGCUACAUCUCUGGUUCCUGGGGCAAACAGGCAAAAAUGGACGGUGACGAACAAAAGAAUAGUUACUGGGUUCAGCCUCUGGUCAGCAGCCACAUUUAUGGGAACACGCUACGCAUCUACCAGAACUUUGAGGACUUCAUGUCGUCCUCCAGAUACAGAGACUUCACCUUUGCUCCAUCCCACACCCAUACCAACUCCAUAGAGGGCCCCAGUGCUGUACUGUACGGUGAGGCUCUGUACUAUCACUGCUACCGCUCUGCAGAGGUCUGCCGCUAUGACCUGAAUACCAACGCCAUCAAACGGGCCAAACUUCCAGGCACUGCAGAGGAAUACAACAACAAGUUUCCCUACUGCUACUAUGACUGCCGCAGCCACAGCGAUGUGGACGUGGAGGCAGAUGAAACUGGACUGUGGGCCAUAUACGCCACCAUGGGUAACCAUGGCAACCUGGUGGUGAGCAGGUUGAUUUGGGACGAGGACGCUGCGGUGCUCAACGUGUCACAGACAUGGGAGACGAGGCUGUUCAAGAAGGCAGUUAGCAAUGCUUUCAUGGCCUGCGGCGUGCUCUACGCCUCUCGUUACGUGAAUGAAGACCAAGAGGAAGUCUUCUAUGCCUUUGACACCGCCACAGGGAAAGAGGACAACACCCUGGCCCUGCCACUGCAGAAGGUAGCCAAAGGCAUGGCCAGCCUGAGCUACAACCCAACCAACAAGCAGAUCUACAUGUACAGCGACGGAUACCUGCUGGCCUAUCAGGCGCUCUUCUGACCGCGGGCUUACAUAAACUCAACUCUUGACUUUGUUCAUGAUCCUGUUGGGGGGAAAUCAUCUUUGUGUUGAGUCAAAUCAGUAACAGUUUUAGUGAAUGGUGUCAUUUGUAUUCAUUCUUUAAUUCUUUUAAAAAGUACAUUAAACACAUUGGUUUGUAAAUACAU
This is a messenger RNA of Oryzias melastigma (Indian medaka), 1642 nucleotides long. RefSeq names its product olfactomedin. The record is from RefSeq and is a predicted model, not a curated record. Gene Ontology annotation, biological process: signal transduction. Bases 93 to 1475 code for a protein of 460 amino acids. The transcript is spliced from 5 exons. NCBI's taxonomy places the organism in Eukaryota, Metazoa, Chordata, Actinopteri, Beloniformes, Adrianichthyidae.